This is a messenger RNA of Aspergillus candidus, 1516 nucleotides long. RefSeq names its product mitochondrial 37S ribosomal protein mS45. Gene Ontology annotation, molecular function: structural constituent of ribosome. The record is from RefSeq and is a predicted model, not a curated record. The transcript has 2 exons. Gene Ontology annotation, cellular component: mitochondrial small ribosomal subunit. Lineage: Eukaryota; Fungi; Ascomycota; Eurotiomycetes; Eurotiales; Aspergillaceae. Gene Ontology annotation, biological process: mitochondrial translation. The coding region runs from base 129 to 1334 and encodes 401 amino acids.
CCUCCCCCCCCCCACCUCUCCUCCGUUGGCCGUCCGCCGGUCAAUUGUGUACUUUCUAUCAAAAUAAUCUCCUUGACUCUUUUCUUUUCUCCUUUCUUCCCGAGUAUCCCCCUUCACACACCUCCACAAUGCCCCCCCGGAUACAUAACCAACGGGUCACAAACACCCUCCUCCCCUACCUCUCCUCUACCUCCUCCACCACAGCCUCAUCCUCCUCUAUUUCCCGUCUCCCUUCCACAGGCACCGCCUCCAAUGGCAGCAGCCGCCCCUUCAGCACAACGCCAGCCCCCCAGAGCCGGAAAUGGCGGACAGACAUGUUCCAAUGGCUGGCCAAAGAAGGCUCCGAGCUAAAGUCUCACGUGCCGGGGCGGACCAACUACCUGACGCGGCUGAAGGAGCGUCGGGCUCGCGGCGAAGAAGGCGCCAACAGCAAGGCGGCCCUGACGCAUCCGUUCCCGCUGAACCCCUAUUUCUCUGCUGAGAAUAUCCUCAGUGAGGAGUUGCGGAAUGAGAUCCAUGCGAGGGUGACGGGCAAGAACAAGAAGAGUGUGCGUGCUGUUAGUGUUGAGCUGGGUGUUGAUAUGAGGAGGGUUGCGGCUGUUGUGCGGUUGGUUGAGUUGGAGAAGAGGAUGAAGAGUCAGAACAAGCAGCUGGCCCUCCCCUAUGCCCGGGCCGUCCACGAGAUGGUGCCCACCACACCGCUCUACAAGGACCCCGAGUACCAGCUUAGAAGGGCACACGAGUCCAUCAACGACCUACCCGUGCACAAGCUGACCAACGCACAAAUCUUCCACCCGAUCCCGGAAUCGCGUCACUUCACGCGUGCCGACGCUGGCCGCGUCUUCUCCGCCGCGCCGGCCCAGGAUCUCGCCACGGCUGCGGCCACUGCAGCCGACCCCACCGCGGCGGUCGACCGCGCGACGCAGCAGCCCGGCCGCAUUGAGCGCGUCGGCAAGGGCGAGUUCGAGACGCAAGUUCUGCAGCCGGCGGAGGCACGUAUCCCGCACCCGCACCUCGUGGCGCUGGAGCGCCACCGCCUCGCCCACCCGGAGGAGCCGCGCGAGACCAACAAGUACUACAGGACGCGGCUGCUCGAGCAGGAGCGCCUCGAGGGCGAGCAGCGCGCACAAGCAGCCGCGCGCGAGGAGCAGAGCACGAACAAGGUGGCACCCGCCGCGUCUCGGUUCGAAUUCCGCUUCCGGGACGUCGAGUUCAGCGAGAAGACGGUGGGACACGAUGGACGUGGUUCGCGUGCUCCGGGCCGACGAUAUGGUGUGCCGUCGGAAGAUCGCAAGAAGGGACAAGUCAAGAUCCCGACCAGUGUUGUUGUUUAAACUUCUUACUACUGUUCAUCAAUUCCUCCUGAUCCUGUCUCGUCCCUACUCCGCGAGACGGACGGGACUGGUUGGAUAUUAUCGACAUCGAUAUAUGUAUUUCUAGGAUUGAGCGUUGUGGGUGGAGUGUUCUGUAUCUGUAUUAUUUAUUAUCUAUCUCCUAGGUAUCACCAUCAACUAGC